Molecule: messenger RNA, 2678 nt
Organism: Amyelois transitella
Lineage: Eukaryota; Metazoa; Arthropoda; Insecta; Lepidoptera; Pyralidae
Exons: 2
Coding region: 1-1263 (420 amino acids)
Source: RefSeq, a predicted model, not a curated record
AUGUGGGACGAAGACGACGUGUUGUUAAUUUCCGCAGCUUUUGUCGUUAUUGCCGGCUCUUUACUACGAAAACCUCGAAGAUUCUGGGUGCGAAGAGGCCUUCAAAAUCGUGACAAUGAAGAUUUUCUUAAUAGAUUACAAGAAGAUGACUGUGAUGUGUUAAACUUAGAAUACAGAAGCAACGGUGGAUUCAAAGAUUUUUUUAAAAUGUCAAGUAGUGAUUUUGAAUUACUUCUUCAACUGAUUGGACCAUCAAUUAACAAAAAUGAUACAAAAUGGAGAACUGCUUUAACUGCAAAAGAAAAACUCGGAGUUACUUUAAGAUAUUAUGUAUCUGGAGACUCAUUUGGAAGUUUAAUGCAGACAUUCAAAAUUUCACAGCAAAGUGUUUCUGAAAUAGUACCUGUAGUAAGUCAAGCUUUAAUCACAGAGUUGAAGAGCUUUAUGCAGAUGCCAAAUACCGAAGAAAAGUGGAAAAAUAUAGCAAAGGGUUUUAACGAUAAAUGGAACUUUCCGAAUUGUCUCGGUGCGUUAGAUGGGAAACAUGUGCGAAUUGAAGCACCAUUUCACAGUGGCACUGAUUACUACAAUUUUAAAGAAUACUUUAGUAUUGUGUUAAUGGCACUUGUAGAUUCUGAUUAUAAUAUCCUGUAUGCUAAUGUUGGAUGCCAAGGUCGAAUAUCAGACGGCGGAGUUUUUUCAAAUACUAUAUUGGACAAUAUAGAAACAUUGAAUGUGCCAGAAGACAGUGAGCUUCCUGGGAGACCGUGCCGGACACCAUACGUAAUUAUAACUGAUAAUGCAUUUCCUUUAACAGAAAGAUUUAUUAAACCAUACACAUCUUUAGGGAAAAAGGGAUCGAAAAUUAGAAUUUUCAAUUAUCGUUUGAGUCGAGCACGUCGGAUGGUUGAAAGUACUUUCGGAAUUUUAAGUAAAGUGUAUGGGUGCUUUCGAAGACCGUUCAAAUUACAACCUAGCAAAGUAACAAAGGUUGUGAUGGCAUUAUUACAUCUACACAAUUUUCUCCGAAGAAAUGAUGAAUCGAGGCAUUUAUACGAAUACUACGCGUUUCAAGGUGAUAGAAGAAAUGCCACAAAUGACGUGGGAAUAAACGUAGGAGAGGCUGAAGAAACUAACGCUGAAAAUGCAAAUAUUGAACCAAUAAUGCUGUACAAUUUUUCGCCCGGUGAAAUUGUCAGGGAUGAAUUUGCUGAGUAUUUCUGCUCGCAUCAAGGAAAAGUUCCUUGGCAAAAUAAGUAUUAAAAUUUAUUAAUAUGUACUAAAAUCAGUGUAGCUAGCUAGAUUUGUGUUGAUAAUUAAAUAAAUAUGUUGUAGUAUAGAUUUUAGUUUUUUAUUUACUACUAACUAGCAACCCGGCCCGGCUUCGCACGGGGAUUUCUUACAAUUAUGUUUUGUAUGAAAAAACUUUCGAGAAUAAACUGUUUGAAUAUAAUGUAAACUGCAAUUAAUUUCGUUGAAUAAAACAAAUACAAAUGCUAACUUUGUUUUAUACUAUGUAGUCUAGGUACACUAAUCUACACUAAUAUUAUAAAGAGGGAAACUUUCUUUGUUUGUUUGGUUGUAAUGAAUAGGCUCAAAAACUACUGGACUUAUUUUGAUGAAAUUUGAAAGAUAGACUAAACCUUUAGGAGUAACAUAGGCAAUUUAAAAAAAAUCCCAGGAACAAACAUUUUAAUAACAUAGCAAUCGACCGGGGCUUCGGUUGCGUUAAAUUUCCUUUAUUUUAACGUAAUGCUGCACUGAAAACUAUGUUGGCCGUCGUAUUUGUAAGUGGCAACAAAACAUAUUGAUUUUCUGGAGAUCCUACUCGAGAAAGAGCAACAUAUAAUUGCCCAUGCGAAAAGCACUCCUUUCUGAGGUCGAUGCCAACAAUCGAAAAUGUUUGUCUCUGGGAUUUAUUUAUAGUGAGGGCAAAUGAGACCUUUACAGGAAACUGUAACCUUUCAAAGUAUAUACUUAGGUAAAUCCGUCGGUAUCAUUGGGAUCCCUAUCGGUAAUGUAACUAUUGGAUUUUUGCAUGUUAAGCCGAUUUUAAUUAGAAGUACCGGUUUAAAAAAAUUACAUAAAUAUACACCCUCAAUAAAAAAUUUAUUUAAUUCGAAAACGCAAUCAUUCACUUUUAAUUUUUUUAAUAGCGCCAUCUGUCGUUCCAUACUAUAAACUGGCAAAAUUUCAAAUUUUAAUAAAAAUUUUUGCAUGUUAAGCCGAUUUUAAUUAGAAGUACCGGUUUAAAAAAAUUACAUAGAAAUACACCCUCAAUAAAAAAAAAUAUUUAAUUCGAAAACGCAAUCAUUCAAAUUUAAUUUUUUUAACAGUGCCAUCUGUCGUUCCAUACUAUAAACUGGCAAAAUUUCAAAUUUUAAUAAAAAAAUUUUGCAUGUUAAGCCGAUUUUAAAUAGAAGUACCGGUUUAAAAAAAUAACAUAAAAAUACACCUUUAAUAAAAAAAAAUAUUUAAUUCGAAAACGCAAUUAUUCACAUUUUAAUUUUUUUAAUAGCGCCCUCUGUCGUUCCAUACUAUAAACGGGCAAAAUUUCAAAUUUUAAUAAAAAUUAAUCAAAAUGUCAAUGAAUAUAAGAAAUAUUUUCUAAAAAUCAAUAAAAAUAAAUAAAAUGAAAAAAAAAAAACUUACACACGGGUACCACGGAUCGAACCAUC